AUGGUAAAAAAGUCGGGAGAAGCUAGAGUAGAGAUUGUACAUUCAAUUUAUGAGCAGAUACCGGCCUUUACAGAUAUAUUUGAUGAGGAGACAUUUUAUAUUUUUGUGGCUUGUUUUGUUUGCUCAACAAUUGUGGUGGUCUUUAUUCUGUCAAGAUUCAUAACCAUUAAAGCUGUAGAAUAAUAUUUGUUAAGUUUAAUAUAAAAUGUAAAGUCAA
Anthonomus grandis grandis is the source of this 217-nucleotide messenger RNA. RefSeq lists its product as uncharacterized. Bases 1 to 183 code for a protein of 60 amino acids. NCBI's taxonomy places the organism in Eukaryota, Metazoa, Arthropoda, Insecta, Coleoptera, Curculionidae. The transcript has a single exon. The record is from RefSeq and is a predicted model, not a curated record.